This is a messenger RNA of Propithecus coquereli (Coquerel's sifaka), 1074 nucleotides long. RefSeq names its product NADP-dependent oxidoreductase domain containing 1 (gene NOXRED1). Gene Ontology annotation, biological process: L-proline biosynthetic process. Bases 1 to 1074 code for a protein of 357 amino acids. Gene Ontology annotation, molecular function: pyrroline-5-carboxylate reductase activity. The transcript is spliced from 6 exons. The record is from RefSeq and is a predicted model, not a curated record. Lineage: Eukaryota; Metazoa; Chordata; Mammalia; Primates; Indriidae.
AUGGACCUGCUAGAGGACCUUGAGUCCCUGCAGUUUGAGUAUGGGAUUCCACAGGAAGAUAGUAUUUUGCUGUAUUUGCAGGGCCGUUUUCGGGGACUGAUGAUCAAUGCCUGUGCCCAUGCAACCUUCUUCUGCAAACUGUUAUGCAAUUUGAGAGAAUCAUUACAUGAGAAUCAAAGUUCCAGCUAUCUCUCAGUUGGACCACUUCAUUUAGCCAUUCUUGACAAUACAGAGUUAAAGGUGGGCAUCACUGGAGGUGGCCACCUAGGGAAGCAGCUGGCUGGAACACUGCUGCAGCUUGUCCCCAUCCCUGCUGAGAGCCUGCGGAUCUCCACUAGGAGGCCAGAGGCCCUGGAUGAGUUCCAGAAACUGGGGAUCCAGUGCUUUUACCAUAACUCUCAUCUGGCAAGUUGGGCCAAUGUGAUAUUCCUCUGCUGCUUGCCAUCUCAGCUGUCCCAUAUCUGCUUAGAAAUUCAAACCAGCCUUGAGAAGACCUGCAUCGUGUACAGCUUUGUAGCUGCCACCCCACUACCCAGGUUGAAACUACUACUGAAUCACACCAAUAUCUUGCGACCUCGAUAUGAGUGUGUUGAAGACUAUGUUAACAUCUGGGGGGCCAAUAAGGAAGUUGCAGCUGCUCUCCAAGAUCCUGUGAUUCUUCAGGCUACCUGCCCCUACAGUCCUGCUGGGGGAAUCACCCUCAACAUCAAGUGGUUGGAGGGAGUGUUCUAUGCAGCCCUAAACAUGUGCACAGCAAGAAACAUGGCCACCCCAGAAGCGCUGCUGCUUCUGAAUAAACUGUUUUUCUCUGUGCAUUUCAAAGACACAGCAUCUUGCCCAAAGUUUCAACCAACAGAUUUUGUCAGCAAAGCCUAUGUCAAGAACUUGUCUCAGAAAAGGUCUUUCCCUUGGUUUGAUCUGACUACUGUGCAACUCAAGCAAACUCCCUUUAGCCAGCAUCUCUCAACCAGUAUUGUUCUCCAAGACCACCUUACCCAUCUAUACUGUGAUUUAUUUGGCAUCUCCCUGACCAAAGAACAGCCAGUGGUUUCCACAGGCUCUCCAUCCCAAUAA